This is a messenger RNA of Lecanosticta acicola, 1626 nucleotides long. NCBI's taxonomy places the organism in Eukaryota, Fungi, Ascomycota, Dothideomycetes, Mycosphaerellales, Mycosphaerellaceae. The record is from the annotation of a GenBank genome assembly.
AUGAGUAUGGGUGGCCAACCGGCCUUGAUCGGCGGCCCUUCACCACUGAUGGGCGGUGGCUUUGGCGGAGCACCCGUACCUCCAGCUCUCGGUGGUGGAAUGGGUGGGCGUCGAAUGAGCAUGGGUGGUCCUUCUCCGCUGAUGGGGGGUGGAAUGCCGCAAGCUGGUGGUUUCGGUAUGCCUCCAGGCCUCGGUGGUGGGAUGCGCGGUCGUCGAAUGAGCAUGGGUGGUCCUUCUCCGCUGAUGGGAGGUGGAAUGCCGCAAGCUGGUGGUUUCGGUAUGCCUCCAGGCCUCGGUGGUGGGAUGCGCGGUCGUCGAAUGAGCGUGGGCGGUCCGCCACAUAUGAUGGGAGGCGGUGGCCCUCUGGGAAAUCGGUUCAAUGGAGGCGGAAUGCCAGCCGACAGUCGAGGCCAUGUGUUUGACCCUACUCGAGCAGCGCGAGGUGCAUCCCCAUCUCGUGGCGGUGGUAUGCCGGGACCUUCUGGUCAUCCUCGUCAACAGUCGCCCAGUCGUGGGCGAGUGUUCGAUCCUACGAGAGCCAUCAGAGAUGCGUCGCCAGAUCGGGGCAUACAGCGUCGUCAGAGCCGCGGACGAAUGGUUGAUCUCCCGAGACGAGCACGAUCGCCUUCUCGUGGUGCACCCCCAGCAAUGCCACGCAGCAUCCUCAAGACGCCGACUCCUCGCUUCGAUUCAUUCAGCUCAUCUUCUGAAUUGGCACAUGGAGGUCAAAGGUAUGACAAGGUCAAGAAUCUCAAGACUGGAGGCAUGUCGGUCGCUAUCAUCCUUCUCCGCGGCCGUCGAGACGGGAAGUACUAUGUCGAGAAGCGAGUCAGCGUGAGCGACAACUUCAAAGCCAGACGUGCGGAGGCCGAGCUCGACACUCUCAAGAAAGUUCGUGGACAGAAGCAUCUCAAUCAACUUAUCGAGUACUCGAUGCUGCCUGGAGGUCAGAUGUCCCUGAUCUUGGAGUACUGUGACCGGCAAUCAGUGGAGGCUAAGAUCGCGGAGACCAUCCGGACAGGCGGAGGGAACUUCGGAGAAUCCGCGCUCUGGAAUAUCGCAAUGUGCGUUGCGGAUGGUCUGGCUUUCCUACACAACGGCAUCCAGGACACGGCCAAAAGCAACCGCGGUCCGAAGGACUGGGACACGAUGUGCCAUCUCGACCUGAAGCCGUGCAACAUCUUCAUCUCCAGCACCGGUGGCGAGUUUGGUGAGAGUCGUAUUGUGUUGGCUGACUUUGGAUGCGUCGUGAAGUACUCCGACAUCAUGAGCGGCAAGGAAGACUAUCGUCGUCAGGGCUGUGGCACGCUGCCGUGGUAUCCGCCAGAAGGGAUCGUGGCGAUGCAGGGCGGAAAGGGAGGAUACGGAACGAGGACGGAUGUCUUCAUGCUCGGCGCCACCAUCCAUGCAGUGGGCAGAUUGUCUCCCGAGGUGCCGAUCCGACCAAAGUUGCUCUCGGAUUCGCCGUGUGGAAGCUACUACUCGGCGGAUAUCAACACUUUCGUCAAGAAGCUGGUGGCCCACGACUUCAACGAGCGGCCAUCGGCGCGGCGUGUGGCGGUUGCCGCGAGAUCGAAGCUGGAAGGAAUGGUCAAGAUCUCGAGGCGUAGGCUGCAUUUCCACUGA